CCUUCCAUCACCACCUGUCGCUGGCGAACAACCAACCAUGAGCGCGCACAAGCAAGGCGUCGAGGACACGAAGCACCACCGCAUUCGUAUGACCCUCACCUCUUCUUUCCCCAAGAAGCUCGAGAAGGUGUGCGCCGAGAUUCUCGGUAACGCCAAGGGCAAGAACAUCAACGUCAAGGGCCCCGUCCGCAUGCCCACCCGCAACCUCAAGAUCACGACCCGUAAGACCCCUUGCGGUGAGGGUUCCAAGACCUGGGACCGCUACUCUCUGCGUAUCCACAAGCGCCUGAUCGACUUUGUUGCGACCAGCGCUCACGUGCGCGACAUCACUCACAUCAACAUUGACCCCGAUGUCAACUUCGAGGUCACCAUUGCGUCGUAGACGGCCUGUUGCAUGUGUGAGACCGCCACCAUAACCAUGUGCGCGGCUGUGUGGUGGUGGUUGUGUGGUUGUUGAUUGGUUGUUCCUUCUGCACGGUUCAUGUCGGUACAGAUUAAACCCUUCAAGGUGG
Messenger RNA from Salpingoeca rosetta, 512 nucleotides. RefSeq names its product ribosomal protein S20. Gene Ontology annotation, cellular component: ribosome; cytosolic small ribosomal subunit. Bases 38 to 382 code for a protein of 114 amino acids. Gene Ontology annotation, biological process: translation. The transcript has 3 exons. Gene Ontology annotation, molecular function: structural constituent of ribosome; RNA binding. The record is from RefSeq and is a predicted model, not a curated record. Lineage: Eukaryota; Choanoflagellata; Craspedida; Salpingoecidae.